AUGAAACGCUUUUUUGCUUCCAACAGCGAAACCACUGCAGCUGCACUCACUAACGAUGCCGAUGAUGAUGAUGAAUCCACUCUCUCCGCAAGCCAAGAUGCUUACUCUGAUGAUGGUGGAGCAACCGCAGUGAUGAAACAUCCUCUCUCCUCCUCAACCACAACUACCAACAACAUACCGCAUCAAAAUCACUCACAAAACAACAUACCACAUUCAGAGUCAGUUUCUUCAUUACCUCCUCCACAUCAUUCCAAUAACAAUUCAUCCCAUCAACGACAAUCAUCAGACCUACAAGGAAUCGAUGAAUUGCGGCCUUCAAGAAGUGAAAAUAACAUUUCAUCAUCAAACCAUUUCACUUCCGUUCAAGAUUCCUCUGGCAUGAACACAAGCAUUCUCAGUUCAUCCAUCAUUAACAAUUAUUAUGGAUCACAUUUAAACUUGACCUCCAAUAGCAAUCUUGUUUCCAACAAUAAUAACAAUAAUCAACAAGAUAUGAAAAUGUCCAAAGUACAACUCAAUCCAACACUUCUUCCAGGUGAAGAAAUUAUAGACAAGGACACUCUUGUCUAUGAAUGGAACGGCCAUACAGCUCCAUCCCGAAUUGCUUGGCAUCAAGGUGUUUUAUUCCUCACCAAUUAUAGAAUUAUUUUCAAGCCUUCCACCACAUCCACCUAUGAUGAUAUUCCACAACAGUUUGAAGGAAGCGAUGUCCCAUUAUGUACCAUUCAUAAAUUAGAAAAGGUUGGAGGAAAGACAAAUUCAACAAAAGAUUUCAGCUACUUGAUUGAAAUUUGGACCAAAUCAUUCCAACAUAUUCGUUUUGCUUUUGUGCCAUCAAGAGGAACCAGAGGACGUGUCUUUAAGUAUAUCCGAGCUGAUUUAUCACCUUUUGAAUUCUUUGCUUUCAAGUACAAGUUAAAUGUGAAUCCGAAUUCGACCAAUAGUGCCAUGGCUAAUAGUACCACCAAUCCUGCCAACAACAAUGGAAGCAAUCCUUCACAGAUUGCAUCAUCGUCAUCAAAUGACACUUUAUCAAGCAUUCCAUCUUCCCUCUCCACUAACAACACCAACACUUUUAUCAACGGUUGGCAAGUUUAUGAUCUCGUGAAAGAGUUUACUCGGCAAGGCGUAUUUGUCAGCACCAUUGCGACCAACGCUAGUUUGGCACACAGACAAAUCAAAACUCCUCCAUCCAAUGUCAAACAACCACAUUGGAGAAUUUGUUCAUUGAACCAAGGUUACAAGAUUUGUGAUACAUAUCCCUCUCAAUUCUUGGUGCCUUGCAAUCUUUCUGAUGAAGAAGUCAAAGCUGCUGCAGAGUUUAGAUCAAGAGGAAGAAUUCCAGUAUUGAGCUGGUAUGAUCCAGAGAGCCAAUUAUCCUUGACAAGAAGCGCCCAACCCAUGAUUGGUUUGAAUAUUACAGGCAAGAUUACUAAAAAACAUAUUGGUGAUUACAGAACGAUUGAGUCCAUCAUGCAAGCUAGCGACAAGACGCAGCAACGUUUAAUGAUUGUGGAUUUACGUCCAAGAGCAAAUGCAGAGGCCAAUCGUGUCAUUAAGGGAGCAGGAUAUGAGAAAAAUUACAAGAAUUGCGAACUGCGUUUCAUGAACAUUGAGAAUAUUCACGUUGUGAGAAACUCAUUCGCUCGACUUGCUGACAUUUGCCACGACUUUGGAGGAGUAGAGCUGAACUGGUAUAGCAAGGUGGAGAGCACUUUGUGGCUUGAACAUCUUCGAUCUAUUUUAAUGGCAGCUCAUUUUUGUGUUGAUGUGUUCUUUAGAGAACGUACUUCCAUUCUCACUCAUUGCAGCGAUGGAUGGGAUCGUACUAGUCAAGUGGUUUGUCUCUUCCAAAUUAUGGUAGAUCCAUACUGUAGAACCAUUGAAGGAUUUGCAGUUUUGAUUGAAAAAGAAUGGUGCUCAUUUGGCCAUCAAUUCCAAAAGAGAGUUGGACAUGGCAGUCGACAAACUUUCUUCACAGACGAACGUGGCCCAAUUUUCGUUCAAUUUGUUGAUUGUGUUUAUCAAAUGAUGCGUCAACACCCAACUGCAUUCGAAUUCAACGAGCUUUUCCUAAUUUUCUUGUUGGAUAACUUGUAUUCUUGUAGAUUUGGUACAUUUUUGUUUGAUAAUGAGAAAGAAAGAGCCAGAAAUAAGGUGUUCGAAAAAACUCACUCGAUUUGGACCUACUUACUUAAUCGUAACAUUGUUGCAGAGUAUGAAGGUUGUGGAACCAAUUAUUUGAAUCCUUUCUACGAUCCUGAAAACACAACCUAUACCAUUUAUCCAGAUUUGAGACAUAGCUCUAUUCAAUUGUGGUCAACAUACUGGCUACGAUAUGCAAAGGAUCCAGCAGGUUAUGAAUACUUUGGUUACACCCCACUCCAUACUCUUCAAAUCAGAGCUAAUGAAAUUAUUGCAGAUAUGAACAGAAUGCAAGAAAUUAAGCUUCUUUCAGAGAGUAAGAAUGAAGCCACUGUUCAAACAUUCCAACGCGAAUUUAAAAAUAUGUGGGAGGAAAUUCAAAAACUUAAAAAGAAGAAUGAAGAAUUGGAAGAAAAAUACAAACAUGAUACAGAGGCCCUCAUUGACAUUUGCGAUAAACAAAAGGAGGAACUUUCCCUAUAUUCUAGAACAUCGAGUACUGAUCAAAUUCUAGAGUCUAUCAAGAAGAAGGAAAAGACUCCAGUUAAAGAAAAAGAAGAAUCCACACCCAUUUCGAAUUCUAACCUAGAAACUAACAAAAGCAAUGAAGUAGAGCAAUUGAAAGAAAAGGUUAGUCAACUUCAACUGGAGCUUCUUAACUCCACUAAGCCAGGCACAAGCGUUGCUAAUGGUGGAAAUAACUCUCAAUCAGAGAUUGAGAAGCUCAAAUCAUACAUUACUCAUUUGGAGGAAACUAUUUCUGUGCUGAAAAGUCCCAAACCAAGUAGCCCAUUACCAAGUGCCGGUACUACACACUCUCCUGCAUCCAGUCCUAACAAUCCACAACAAUUUGGAACGGUAAACAAGUUAUGGAGAUCGACUCAGCAAUAA
Naegleria lovaniensis is the source of this 3036-nucleotide messenger RNA. RefSeq lists its product as uncharacterized. The record is from RefSeq and is a predicted model, not a curated record. Bases 1 to 3036 code for a protein of 1011 amino acids. NCBI's taxonomy places the organism in Eukaryota, Heterolobosea, Eutetramitea, Acrasida, Naegleriidae. The transcript has a single exon.